AUGGCCUCCUCCUCCCACCAAGAACAACUCCAUGAACAAGCAGGCCAGGAAGACCACCACGACCAGCACGGCGACCAAAUCACCGCUCCACUUCUGCAGCCAUGUAGUUCGCCGGAGGAAGGAGAGGAAUGGGAGGAGGCGGAGAACUCGCCGGUGGAGCAGGUGGCGCUGACGGUGCCGGUGGGAGACGACCCGUCGACGCCGGUGCUGACGUUCCGGAUGUGGGCGCUCGGCGCGACCGCCUGCGUGGCGCUCUCCUUCCUCAACACCUUCUUCGGGUACCGCAAGGAGCCGCUGGAGAUCACGGCCAUCUCGGCGCAGGUCGCCGUGGUGCCGCUGGGCCGGCUCAUGGCCGCGGCGCUCCCCGAGCGCGCCUUCUUCCGCGGCCGGCGGUGGGAGUUCACGCUCAACCCGGGACCGUUCAACGUGAAGGAGCACGUGCUCAUCACCAUCUUCGCCAACGCCGGCGCCGGCAGCGUCUUCGCCAUCAACCUCGUCACGGCCGUCCGCGUCUUCUACGGCAAGCCCAUCUCCUUCUUCGUCUCCCUCCUCGUGGUCCUCACCAGCCAGGUGCUGGGGUUCGGGUGGGCGGGCAUAUUCCGGCGGUAUCUUGUGGAGCCGGCGGCGAUGUGGUGGCCGUCCAACCUUGUGCAGGUCUCCCUCUUCAGGGCACUUCAUGAGAAGGAACGAAGGCGCAAAGGUGGCACCACGCGCACUCAAUUCUUCUUGGUGGCAUUCGUGUGCAGUUUUGCCUACUACAUCUUCCCAGGCUACCUGUUUGAGAUGCUCACUUCCAUUUCCUGGAUCUGUUGGAUCUUCCCCACCUCCGUAGUCGCUCAACAGCUUGGCUCAGGCCUCCACGGCCUUGGCAUAGGUGCAAUUGGGCUUGACUGGUCAUCCAUCUCCUCAUACCUCGGAAGCCCUCUUUCUAGCCCCUUGUUUGCUACUGCAAACAUUGCCGCGGGCUUCUUCAUCUACAUUUAUGUAGUCACGCCCAUCGCCUACUGGUUCAACGUCUACGAGGCGCGGAACUUCCCCAUCUUUUCAGAUGGUCUCUUUACGGCGACUGGUCAGAAAUACAACAUCUCUAGCAUUGUGGAUUCCGAGUUCCACUUCGAUGCAAAUGCCUAUGAGAAGAAUGGGCCAUUGUACAUAAGCACCUUCUUUGCUGUCAGCUAUGGUCUUGGUUUUGCUUGCCUGACCGCAACGAUUGUCCAUGUUCUCCUUUUCCAUGGAAGUGAAAUUUGGCAGUUAAGCAAAUCAGCUUUCCAGGAUAGAAAGAUGGAUGUACACACAAAGCUUAUGAGGAGAUACAGGCAAGUCCCUGAAUGGUGGUUCAUUUGCAUCCUUGUCGCCAGUGCUGCAAUCACCGUGUUCACUUGUGAGUACUACAUUGAGCAACUUCAGUUACCCUGGUGGGGGAUACUGCUUGCAUGUGCCCUUUCUAUUUUCUACACCCUUCCAAUUGGAAUCAUCACAGCAACAACCAACCAGACUCCAGGUUUGAAUAUCAUCACGGAGUACAUCAUGGGUUACUUAUAUCCUGGACGACCUGUUGCAAACAUGUGUUUCAAGGUAUAUGGCCACGUUGCCCCUCGUCAAGCUCUAGCAUUUCUGCAAGAUUUUAAGUUGGGCCACUACAUGAAGAUUCCCCCAAGGACCAUGUUUAUGGCUCAGGUUGUAGGCACUUUGAUAUCAGCAUUUGUGUACCUUGGAACAGCAUGGUGGAUGAUGGACACAAUCCCCAAUAUAUGCAACACCGAGCUCCUCCCAGCAGGCAGCCCUUGGACCUGUCCUUAUGACCAUUUAUUCUAUGAUGCAUCAGUCAUAUGGGGCCUUAUCAGCCCACGCAGAAUAUUCGGCGAUUUGGGAACUUACUCUGCUGUGAACUGGUUCUUUUUGGGCGGUGCCAUUGCUCCCCUCCUUGUCUGGCUUGCACACAAGGCAUUCCCAGGCCAAAAAUGGAUCUUACUUGUCAAUAUGCCUGUGCUGCUCGGUGGAAUCAGUCAUAUGCCUCCCGCCACUGCAGUCAACUAUGAGGCGUGGAUAUGCGUUGCAUUUUUGUCUGGUUAUGUGGUCUAUAAGUACAGACAUAACUGGUGGAAGAGACACAAUUAUCUUCUUUCAGGUGCACUUGAUGCUGGUUUGGCAUUCAUGGCUGUCUUGAUUUAUUUAUGCCUGGAACUAGAUAACAUCACUUUGAACUGGUGGGGCAAUGUUUCAGAUGGAUGUCCUCUGGCUUCUUGCCCCACUGCAAAGGGUAUAAUUGUAGAUGGUUGUCCGGUGCAUAAUUGA
Molecule: messenger RNA, 2295 nt
Organism: Triticum turgidum subsp. durum (durum wheat)
Lineage: Eukaryota; Viridiplantae; Streptophyta; Magnoliopsida; Poales; Poaceae
Source: the annotation of a GenBank genome assembly